AUGAAAAAAUAUCUCAAUUCUUUCAAGCAAAUUGUAGGAGUAUAGAAUAUGAUAACAGAUCCAUUCGAUCUUAAACCUUUGAAUUAAGAUUGGUAGAGAUUCUAUUAAGGUAAAUCAGAAUUAGCUGUUACUCCUACUUCAACAAAGAUGGUGAGUGAAGUCUUAUAAUUUUGCAAUUAAAAUAAUAUUAAAGUAGUACCAUAAGGAGGCAAUACAAGUUUUGUAGGAGGUGCAACUCCAGUAUAGGAUGAAUUGAUUUUGAGUCUAAGAAAGAUGAAUAACAUAUUGGAAUUUGAUACCACAACAUCUAUAGUAACAGCUGAGUCUGGAGUCAUAUUGUAAACUAUGAAUGACUAUUUGCAAGCAUAUAGAUGUAUAAAAUUAAAUUGAUUUAGAUUAAAUGCCUUGGGAUUUGGGAGCAAGAGGAUCAUGUUAAUUAGGUGGAAAUAUUGCUACAAAUGCAGGAGGAUUAAAUGUUGUUAAGAAUGGACCUUUGAGAAAUUAUAUUUUAGGAUUAGAGGUUGUUUUACCAAGUGGAAAGAUCUUAAAUUUAUUAAAUAAAAAUAGAAAAGAUAACACUGGAACUGAUUUAAAAUAAUUAUUUAUUGGAUCUGAAGGAACAUUAGGCAUUAUUACUUAAGCUAAUGUUUUGUGUACUCCAAUUCCUGAAUAGAGACAAGUAUUCUUUUUGGAAUUGAAGGAUUUUGAUGAGGUUAUAUAUUUGUUGAGAUCUGCAAAAUAAUUUGAAUAAUUGGGAGCAUUUGAAUUCAUGGAGGGGAGAAUCUUGUAAAGAUGUUUGCCUUUUAAUCCAUAAUUAAAGGCUCCAUUUGAAUUUAAAGAUGAUAAAUAUUAUGUUUUGAUUGAGAUUUGUGGUUAGUAGAUAGAAUUGGAGUAUUAUUUUGAGCGUUUAUUGAAACACACAGAAUAGAUAGUUUUUAAUUAAAAUGAAUCUGAAUUACAGGCUAUGUGGAGAUGGAGAGAGAGUGUGCCAGAAAAUUUACAUAAGAUGGGACAUGUAUUGACUUAUGAUCUUAGGUAAAUGAAUAUUAUAAUAUUGUUAGUAUACCUCCUGAUAAAUUUGAAUGGUUUGCAGAGUAAGUGUAUUAUGGAAGGAAGGGGCCUUAUAAUGCAUUUUAUGGACAUUUAGGAGAUGGAAACAUACAUUACAAUAUUAUAUUUGAAAGUGUGGAUGAGAUGCAUAAGGAACAACACAGAGUAGAAGAGAAGAUUAUUAAAUUAACAAAGGAUUUGAAUGGAUCUAUAAGUGCUGAACAUGGGAUAGGGUAAUUGAAGCGACAUUAUAUGGAAGUUUAGAAGGGAAAGGAAACUUUUGGAUAUAUGUAGGAAUUAAAGAGACUAUUUGAUCCUAAUAACAUUCUAAAUCCUGAAAAGUUAUUGUGA
This is a messenger RNA of Paramecium pentaurelia, 1401 nucleotides long. The record is from the annotation of a GenBank genome assembly. Lineage: Eukaryota; Ciliophora; Oligohymenophorea; Peniculida; Parameciidae.